Molecule: messenger RNA, 2218 nt
Organism: Patiria miniata (bat star)
Lineage: Eukaryota; Metazoa; Echinodermata; Asteroidea; Valvatida; Asterinidae
Product: one cut domain family member 2-like
Exons: 1
Coding region: 479-1603 (374 amino acids)
Biological process (GO): regulation of transcription by RNA polymerase II
Cellular component (GO): nucleus
Molecular function (GO): RNA polymerase II cis-regulatory region sequence-specific DNA binding; DNA-binding transcription factor activity, RNA polymerase II-specific
Source: RefSeq, a predicted model, not a curated record
AUACACCGGCGCGGAGGGGGAAUAUAUGAAGAAAAACGCGUGCAUCACUCGCAGCUGUAUAAACAACAUGGCACGGACUGGGCAAUACAUCACAUGCUAAGUUCUCUUGCCUCCCUUCCAUCGUGACUAUAGAGGUUAAUCAAGCCUGCAUCGUUCCUAUUUCCGAUUGGUUUUUCCACCGUGCCCCUUACCCAUGACUCGAGUCGUCCGUUCUGGUGUGGUUUCCAUGCACGCCGUUGUAUAGUGAGUUAUUAUUAUUAUUACACCGUGGUUUUUUUUCUUCUUCUGGUUUGUGUCUCUUCUGGAUCGACUGAGUGAAACCGCUGUUGUGUGUGUGGUAAGCACCGCGCACUGACGCGGCGAUCAGUGGGUGAUUCUUCUGACUAAACCCAGCCCCCGUGCACAUUGUGUCGGCAAUUCAACCGCUCUCUCGCUAGCUGCGGGCUCGCACCGUAUAGAAAAAUAAAAAGAGUUUGUGAUGCUUUCGAGCGAGCUAGCCGCCACAUUGGAUAGCGGCCUAGGAGACGUUGGUCACUCCGAAUCCAGCCCUUCCACGGCAUUCUCCUCCUCGGCGAUCACCUGUGAUUUCUUCAGCCCCGUCGAACUUGCCAAGACUUCGCGGAGUCACACGGGCAGCGCAGCGGCGGCAGCAGCAGCAGCAGGCAUCGGGUUCGGAGCCUCCCUCGCCAGCAUGUUGGAGCCCGAUUUCCGGAGCGUGGCCGACUACGGCAUGGGGCCCCUGAACAUGAAUGGUUACCACCAGCAGUCGGCGGCCACCAGCUCCAACAACUUCACCACGCUGACCCCCUUGCAGCCCCUUCCUCCGAUCUCCACGGUCUCCGAUAAGUUCCGGCACGAGGCGUCCAAUGUCAGCGGCAGCUUCACGUUGAUGAACGGCUCCAAUCUCCACGGCAUGUCGUCCAACCCCUACGACAAGCUCGGCGGUAUGAACAUGGGACAUUCCUCCAUGGUCGCGCACAGCGGCAUGGGCCACAAUUCGGUGUUGAACGGUUACGCGCCCCAUCAAUCCAUGGGGGGCUACGGGUCCCCCCACCACGGUACCAUGUCCUGCACCCCUCAAGACCCCAGAUAUGCAUCCCCGAUGAACGGCUACGAGCAGUUCACGCAUCAUGCCAGCUCCCCACACCACAUGCGAGCACUGCAACCCCCUUCGCAUCACCACCAAAGAUCCGGACUCACCAGCCCCAUGGUCUUGAACGGUUACGCCGGGAUGACCGGCCACACGCACCCGAGUCCCAACUCCGUGGGACGGUCGGGCGAUCGGGGGUCGUCCCGGGUCGAUUCAGGGAACACUGGGGAAGAAGUCAACACCAAAGAGGUAGCAGGCAGGGUGACGAGCGAGCUCAAGAGGUACAGCAUCCCCCAAGCUGUCUUUGCCCAGAGGGUGCUGUGCCGGAGCCAGGGAACAUUGAGCGAUCUCCUGCGAAAUCCCAAGCCGUGGAGUAAGCUCAAAUCCGGGCGGGAGACUUUCAGAAGGAUGUGGAAAUGGCUCCAGGAACCUGAGUUUCAGAGGAUGUCGGCACUCAGAUUAGCAGGUAAGAAUUUUACUAUUUUUUUCUUCAAAUCUCCACCCCGAUUGUAGCAUUUAUUUUAAAAAUUGUAUCAAAACAAACAUGCAAACAGUUGCACAUCUUAAAAAUAGGGUCCAAAACUUUGUCUUAAAAAAUGGCGUCAGGUUUAUACAGAAUAUUAAUUCUUAGUUAAAAAAAAGUUGUUACAUGGCUAUUUUCUUUCCUCAACAGUGUAACAGUUAUGUAAUUAUUAUGCAGAAAAUCAUCAUAAUCUUUACCGGUUCUUUUUUGAAAGGUUAAAAAUCAUUUUGAAAAAAAGUAUAUUAUUGCUUGAUGCGGUUGUAUUAAUUAAGGGAAGUUGUAUUUCAAUUUGUUUUCUGAUGUCUACUGGGCAAAAUAAAAAAAAAAGAAAAUAGUUCAGAAUCUCAUGUAAUGCAUAAUAAAGUACAGGAGAGCUGAAAUACGUUCUGGAAAUUCAAAUGAACAUUGCUUUAAGGAAGAAUUGUCCAUCUGAAGUUAGAAAAUAGAAAUGUUUCAAUAAACCUGUUGAUGCCAUCCUUGAAAACGUCUUAAACUCCAGCAUCCUCUUAAAGUGAGCAUCCAAGACAAACUUCAUCUCAACAUCAAUGGAACUGUUCUGCAAAGAUUACUCCAGGAAAGCUAAAACAACAUACUUGUUAAAAGAA